Rotaria sordida is the source of this 3216-nucleotide messenger RNA. NCBI's taxonomy places the organism in Eukaryota, Metazoa, Rotifera, Eurotatoria, Philodinida, Philodinidae. The record is from the annotation of a GenBank genome assembly.
AUGCUGGUAAAUUUAUUCAUAUUGAUAAUAUUUUUUAUUCCAUAUUCAUAUUCAAUUGUAUCACAAAUUUUAACACCCGUAUCAAUAUUUGAAGAAAGUCCAAUAUCAACAAUUGUUGUUGAUCUUCGACCAACAUUUCAAAUUCUUGGUGUACAUCCUGAUCAAGCUGUAUUACUUCAUAGUCAACCAAGUCAACCAUUUGAAUAUAUAAAUGGACGUAUACGUUUAAAAUCUCGUUUAGAUCGUGAAGAUUAUGUACGAAAACGUUUAUGUAUUGGUGGAAAUGUUCUUGAAUGUAAUUUUACAUUAACAUUAACAGUUAAUCUUAAUCAAGCACCAUUUAAUUAUAUAUUAUCUCAACCAAUAUCUUGUCAUGAUAUAAAUGAUAUUAUACCAAAAUUUUCUCAAAUAGAAUCAAAAAUUCUCAUGGCUGAAAAUGUUCCUAUUGGACAUCGAAUACCACUUGAAAUAGCUAUUGAUUUAGAUUCACCACCAUAUGGUAUUGAUUAUUAUCGUUUAGUUACAUAUGAUAAUAAUGAACAAAAUCAAUUUUCUAUUAUAUAUGAUAAUCAAAGUCGUGAAUUAGAAUUAAUUGUUAAUGAUAAAUUAGAUAGAGAAAAAAUUGAUAAAUUUAUUUUUAAAUUAAUGGCUAUUGAUCGUGGACAUCCACCUAAUAUAGGUACACAAAUAUUAAUAAUUCAAAUUAGUGAUAUUAAUGAUUCUCGACCAAGAUUUGAAUCAUCUGUUUAUAAUAUAAGUGUUGCUGAAAAUACAUUACCAGAAUAUUUACUUAAAAUUCGUGCUAUUGAUGCUGAUAUAGGUUUAAAUGCUGAAUUAACAUAUAUACUUGAAAAUGAUCAUCAUGGUCUUUUUCGUUUGGAUAAAACAACUGGUAUAUUAACAUUAACACAUUCACUUGAUUAUGAAUUAUAUACAUCAUAUCAACUUAAAGUUGAAGUACAUGAUAAUGGAAUAAAUUCAUUAAGUGAUGCGUGUAUUAUUAAUAUAUUUGUACUUGAUCAAAAUGAUCAUGCACCUUCAAUUCAAAUGAAAUUUAAUCCAAUGUUUGAAUAUAAUCAAGAUGGAAGUAUGGCAUAUAUACCUGAAUCUUUUGAUAUUAAUUUACCAAUAGCUUUUGUUAGUGUAUAUGAUCAAGAUUCAGGAGAUUAUGGAAAGUCUCAAUUAACAAUUCAACCAAAUCGUUUAUUUUAUCUUGAAAUUAUACGUGUAAAUUAUUAUUCAAUAAAAGCUAUACGUCGAUUUGAUCGUGAAAUAGUAUCAUCAUAUCGUAUUGAAUUAUAUGCACGUGAUUUUGGUCAACCAAGUUUACGUCGUUCAAUGACAUUUGAAUUAAAUAUAACUGAUGUUAAUGAUGAAAAACCAAUAUUUAAAAGUAAUUAUACAUUUGAUAUAAUGGAAAAUAAUCAAAUUCCAAGUAUUAUUGGUGAAGUUAAUGCUUAUGAUGUUGAUCAAGGUCUAAAUGGACAAAUAAAAUAUUCAAUAAUACCUCCAUCAUCAUAUUUUUCUAUAUCAUCAAUUGAUGGUAUUAUAUCAACAAAUAUUUCAUUUGAUUAUGAAUUAAAACGUGAAUAUAAUUUUCAAGUACGAGCACGUGAUUAUGGUAAACCUCCACUUGAAUCAAUAACUUAUGUAAAAAUUAAUAUACUUAAUCAAAAUGAAUAUACACCUGAAUUUGAGAAGAAAAUAUAUAGAUUUUCUAUUUAUGAAAAUUUAACAAAUAAUACAAUAGCAUUUAUUGGACAAGUUAAAGCAUAUGAUCGAGAUUAUGGAGAUUAUAUUAAUUAUUCAUUAAAUGAUAAUGAAAAUUUAUUUACUAUUGAUCAAAAUGGAAAUAUUUGGAGUGAAACAAUAUUCGAUAGAGAAAUACAAGAUGAAUAUCAAUUAAAAGUUAGUGCAACAGAUAAUUCAACAACUGGAUUAGUUGGAUCAACUACUGUUAUUAUUAAAAUCAAAGAUGUUAAUGAUAAUUAUCCAAUAUUUAUUUGGCCUGAUACUGAUGAAAUUCGUCAUGUUCUAUCUGAUGAUCAUUCUCAACGUAUUGAUUCAAAUAAUCCUUUAUCACAAUUUUUAACUGAUAUUGUUGUACAAGAUAAUGAUAUAGAAAAUAAUUCAUUAAUUCAAUUAAUUAUUUCAAAUAAUGAUUUAUUUUAUAUUGGUUCAAAUAAUUCAUUAUGGUUACGUAAUUCAUCAAUAUUACCUGGUACAUAUGAUAUUGAAAUUGAAGCAAAAAAUAUUGAUUUAAUAACAAAAAAAUUUUUACAUAUUAUUAUUUAUGAUCGUAGUCCAUUUAAAUUAAAUUUAUUUAAUAAUAUGCGUCGAACAUUUUCACGUUUUUCAUUAUUAAUUAUAAUUAUUUUGUCAUUUUUAGCAACAGGUUCAACAAUAUCUAUACUUAUUUAUUAUUUAUGGAUACGUUUACAUUAUACAUCUGAUGUACAAAAACAUUUAUAUGGAAGUCGAUUAAUUGUUAAUGAUGAAGAUAAAUCAAAACAAAAUAGUCCACAAACAAAAAUGAAUAUUUUAUCAACAAAUCAUAAUCAUGAUUAUGCAGUUAUUAAUAAACAAAGAAAAAAUUCUCAAAUUCCAUCUGGUAAUAGUUUUUCAACAACUGAUGGUGAUUUUUCUUCAUCACUUCUUUCUUGUCCUUUAAAUGGUAUAUCUUUAUCAACAACUGAUCUAAACUCAUCAAAUAAAAAUCUUCCAUCAUCAACAGUAUCUGCAUUAGCAACUUUAACAAGAAAAUCAUCACGUCGUUAUCAAACAAAAAAUGUUAGUUUUGAACCAACAUUAACCAAUCCAACAAAUAAUUUAUUUGAUGAUUUAUUUCAACAUAAUUUAACAUGUUUUCAUGAAAAUACACCAUCAACAUUUAGUACAUUACCAAAAUCGAUUAAACAUGAUCUAUCAACAUUAUCAAUAAAUAAACAUCAACCAAGUCUUAAUGAUUUACCACGAAAUCAAUCAAAUAAUUUUCCAACAUUACAAACUGUUCUUAAUCAAUCAUUAAGAAAUAGUCAAACCAAAUUACCACAUCCACCGCCAUUACUUAAUGGAAUUCUUUUACUUGAUCAAAUGCUUACAAGUUCAACAACACCAAAUGAUGAAAGAACUCAAACAUUAUCAUCAUCAACAGCUAGUAAUAGCGGAUGGUAUAAUGUCACAUCUAAUUAUCAGACAAGAGCUAGCAUUGUAUAA